UUGAUUGCUGAGAAAGAAAGCGACAGAAAGAAGCAAAGAACAAGACGAGUGAAGAAAAAGGAACACAGUGAAAGCAAGAAACGAAACGAAACGAAACUCACGAGAAAAAGAAAGUUACCACCACCACCGUCGCUUUCUCUCUCACAUUGUGAUUGUGACGGUGGCAGUUUGGAACUUGCAACCACUCACUGUGACUAUCCUUGAGAUGAUCGAUUUUCAAUAGCCUGAAACCCUAACAAGCUUAAUUGCUACUUCGAUUUCUCAAUUCCUCUCAAUGUCGCCAAAGCGAGGGCUUCACAAGGGAUUCGUUCUCCUCUGCGUUUUUGCGUCAGUGAUUUUCUUCCUCGGCCCAGGGCUUCACGCUUUUGAUCAAGAUGAUAUUUCAUCUGUUCCAAGUAAACAGGUUGCAAAAUGGAGAGAAUGGCAGACAUUACAAGACCUUAAAUCACUUUUUUCGAAAGAGGUUCUUGAUCUUAUUGCAUCCAGCACAGAUGAUAUGGGGCCUUUGAGUCUUGACAAUUUCAGAAAAAAAUUAUCUGCUUCAUGGAGAGUUGUUGGAUCAGAGACUUCAAAUGCUACAUAUGAGCUAAACCAACCAACAACAUAUGUCAGACAAGGAAAACCAAAGGUGACGGAAGGCCAGUCUUCAGAUGAUGGUCUGGCUCAGUGGACACAUAGUCCAGUACAGCAAGUCCGAAGGCAAUUAUUAGAGAAAAGGCGGGAAAAGCGUGCUUUUGAAUUGGUGAAAAUGGAUAAUGAAGUAAUUGUAAAACUUGAAAAUGAAGCAAUUGAACGCUCAGGAUCUGUUGAGUCAGCUGUUCUGGGUAAAUACAGUAUUUGGAGGAAAGAAAUUGAAAAUGAGAAUGCUGAUUCCACUGUUCGGUUGAUGCGGGACCAGAUCAUUAUGGCUAAGGUAUAUGUGAGUAUUGCAAAGAUGAAGAACAAGCUUGGACUAUACCAAGAACUGCAAUCUCGGCUCAAAGAGAGUCGACGUGCUUUAGGUGAUGCAAGUUCUGAUGCAGAUCUAAAUCACAGUGCACAUGAAAAAAUAAAGGCUAUGGGCCAAGUUCUGUCAAAAGCAAGAACGCAAUUGUAUGACUGCAAGUUGGUCACUGAAAAACUGAGAGCAAUGCUGCAAACCGCUGAUGAGCAAGUUAGAAGCUUGAAGAAACAGAGCACAUUCCUCAGUCAGUUGGCUGCCAAGACCAUACCAAAUGGAAUUCAUUGCUUAUCUAUGCGCCUCACCAUAGAUUACUACCUUCUUCCUCCUGAAAAGAGAAAGUUCCCUAGGAUUGAGAACUUGGAGAAUCCCAGUCUUUAUCAUUAUGCACUGUUUUCAGACAAUGUCUUGGCCGCAUCUGUUGUUGUCAACUCCACUAUUAUGAAUGCAAAGGAUCCUUCAAAGCAUGUUUUUCACCUUGUUACCGAUAAACUAAAUUUUGGAGCCAUGAACAUGUGGUUUCUUUUGAACCCUCCUGGAAAAGCUACAAUCAAUGUUGAAAAUGUUGAUGAUUUCAAGUGGUUGAACUCAUCCUACUGCCCUGUCCUACGGCAGCUUGAAUCUGCAACAAUGAAAGAGUAUUAUUUCAAGGCAGGCCAUCCAACCACACUCUCUUCUGGUGCUUCCAAUCUGAAAUAUAGAAACCCAAAAUAUCUCUCAAUGCUCAACCAUCUCAGGUUCUAUCUUCCACAAGUUUAUCCAAAAUUGGAUAAAAUCCUUUUUCUGGAUGAUGACAUUGUUGUUCAGAAGGAUUUAACUGGAUUGUGGAGGGUGAAUCUUCAGGGGAAAGUAAAUGGUGCAGUUGAAACAUGUGGUGAGAGCUUUCACCGAUUUGACAAGUAUCUUAACUUUUCAAAUCCGCAUAUUGCGAGAAAUUUUGAUCCAAAUGCUUGUGGUUGGGCAUACGGGAUGAACAUGUUUGAUCUGAAGGUGUGGAAACAGAAGGAUAUCACUGGCAUAUAUCACAAGUGGCAGAAUAUGAAUGAAGAUAGGGUGCUGUGGAAGCUGGGAACAUUACCUCCAGGGCUAAUGACAUUCUAUGGGAUGACACAUCCGCUAGAAAAAUCUUGGCAUGUACUUGGUUUGGGUUAUAAUCCUAAUGUUGAUCGAAAAGAUAUCGAGAAUGCAGCAGUUGUGCACUACAAUGGUAAUAUGAAGCCGUGGUUAGAUAUUGCGAUGACAAAGUAUCGGCGUUACUGGACUAAAUAUGUCAAAUACAAUCAUCCCUAUCUUCGGAACUGUAAGUUAAAUGAAUAGUCUUCAAUAUACAAAGAAGAUUUCCUUAAAUUGCUCCGGUCUCCCCUGUUUUCUUACACCUUUUCUGGCUUGGCUAUUUCAACUAACCGUGUCUUGCUAGAAUGGUGAUCAUUGUCUUGGAACUUAGAAGCGCCAAUGCUUACUUGCUUCUCAUGUCAUCUCUUUCCAUAUUAGAUUUUUACUUUCAAUUCAUUUAAUUUGUUUACACCACUCUCACCCAUUUGAAACAAGGUACAGAAGCAGGAUACCUUGUUUGCUAUAAAAAAAAAAAAUUCCUCAUUGUACAAUAUUCUGAUGCUCAGAGAGGAUCUAGAAUUUAAAUAUCAUACUUCUGUAUUCUUUGAAAAAUAACUUUUCUUGUUUA
Molecule: messenger RNA, 2621 nt
Organism: Lotus japonicus
Lineage: Eukaryota; Viridiplantae; Streptophyta; Magnoliopsida; Fabales; Fabaceae
Product: polygalacturonate 4-alpha-galacturonosyltransferase-like
Exons: 10
Coding region: 275-2257 (660 amino acids)
Molecular function (GO): polygalacturonate 4-alpha-galacturonosyltransferase activity
Source: RefSeq, a predicted model, not a curated record